GGAAAACGCUCUGCCGUAAUCGACACGCCCACCGUCGGCCCCGUCGCAAAGAUGAGGACAUUAGGAUCGCGCCUCAAUCUUCUCAGACAGAGGGUAAAUGCGUCCUGCCCACCCCAUGCCUGACAUCAAAGCUCUUCCUCACACAAUCGCGCAGCUCAUCACCAUAAAAUGCGGCCCCGGCGCUGCCAUUAUCCCCCCGGAGGUAACUAGGAUACACAUGGACUUUGCUACCAAGCUUAAUGGAGGCCACAUGGGAGCCAGAAAGUUCUGGCGCGAAUACCUGCCCCGGCUGAAGUAUCACAACCCGGCAAUCCCCAUGAUUGUCAACCGCCACGAUCAAAACUCCUCCCCUCCGACCAUGACCAUCUACCUCCGCAAAACCACCAGCCCCAGCGCAGAUUCACCUUCCGCAGACCUCCCGGCCGCCAAGGCCCACACGCAGCCAGGUUCCUCCAUCAACAACCUCUCCAAGGCGCAACCUCCUGCCUCAGACGAGCGCGUUGUCCACAUCGACAUGAAGAAUAAGCACUCAAGCCAAAUAUUCGAUUUCUUCGCCGCCGAGACUCGUGCGAAGGCUCUGCAACCUACAACCGAGGAAAUUGCCGAGAUGCAAUCCCUAAAGGCGUUCAAGAAGCAGGCUGGCGUUGACCGUGAGCGUGUACGGCAGUUGCGGGCCGAGCGGAAGAAGGAAGAGGACAUGCUCAAGCGGGCCCGAGCUGCGGGAGGUAUGGCCGAACGAGAGGCGUCAUGAGGCGAUCAACGCCAUGCAUCAUAUCCCUGUCUACACAUCAACGUGGGAGAAAUGUACGGAGUAUCACCAACAGCUACAUUGAGCUUCACGACUGAAAUAUACCAUGCACCUUCGGGUGUAUGUGUGACCACUGAGGCCUCUAUCUUAUGCCAGCCAUACAAAAAAAAAGAGAGAGACGGGACAGGAAGACCCGAUAAUCCAAAACCCCCAUGUAUCUGCGCCGUCCCAUGCUAUUUUGUGGCAUCCAUGUCCUACCAUGCCGCGAAUGCUCAGUGGCAAAUGUUGGCUGUAACAAUUUCGUAUCC
Molecule: messenger RNA, 1056 nt
Organism: Purpureocillium takamizusanense
Lineage: Eukaryota; Fungi; Ascomycota; Sordariomycetes; Hypocreales; Ophiocordycipitaceae
Exons: 3
Coding region: 98-751 (217 amino acids)
Cellular component (GO): mitochondrion
Molecular function (GO): structural constituent of ribosome
Source: RefSeq, a predicted model, not a curated record